AUGUACAGGUGGCAUUCACAAGAGAAUGAGAACAUAUUUGAUGCAUUCAAGUGUGUCCUCAAGGAUAGAUACAGAGAUAGGAUGAAAGGUAUCAGGAAACAAUCUGCCGACAUGGCACGAAAUGAUGGGAAACCCCUCCCCCCAAAGUUUUGUAGCUACUAUGAUGGGAUGCAUAACUACCGCCCAGAACGCGUACCGGAGACUGUGUGGCAACGUUUAUGUGAUCAUUGGUUCACAGAGAAGUGGCAAAAGAAUUCAAAAAUCGCUCAGCAGAACCGCAACACCGCAGAUUCUAGUGGGUCAACAGCAAGACACACUGCGGGUAGUAUAGGAUUUGACCAGCACCGUAGGAAAUUAGAAAAAUUGAUGGGUAAACCACCCUCACAAUAUGAUGUUUUCGUGCAGACGCAUGGCACCGCCGAGUCAAAGAAAAAAUAUUUUGAGGGAAAUCAUAAAAAUAUUGAAUAUUGCUCGCAGACGGCCAAAGAAGCACUAGAGGGGUAUCUGCAUGGGUUGGUCAACAAAUUUGGUGAAGAUCCUUCAAAUCGUAAGGAUGAUGUAGAUGUAUGGGAGGAAAGCCAACUUAGAAGAAAAGGAAAGAAGAAGGGUGCUAUUUAUGGGAUAGGAGCAUCAGAUAUACAUUUUUUGGUUUUAGGGACUCCAUCUUCCCAAUCCACCCAGUCCACCCAGUCGGAUAGCACACAACAAGAGGUUGAUAGGUUGCGUGCACAAGUUUCUGUCAUGGAACAACAACAACAACAACAAAUGAAAGAACAAAUGGAGAUGGUUAUGAGGAUGAUAAAUAUGUCUGGAAAUCAACCCCAUGGUCCCCCCGAUAAUACACCCGAGGACAAUUGA
This is a messenger RNA of Lactuca saligna, 858 nucleotides long. The record is from the annotation of a GenBank genome assembly. NCBI's taxonomy places the organism in Eukaryota, Viridiplantae, Streptophyta, Magnoliopsida, Asterales, Asteraceae.